CUCUUUUUACUUUGCGGAAAGGAAAUUAAAUCGUUAACCGACAGAGCCAAGGUCAUGCUGUUAGUGGCAGGCAGGGCUAGAACCCAGAGCUUUCACACACACUGUUCCUCCACAUCAGCACUGUCUUCUCGCCACCCCCCUUCCCCACUUUGCUCGGUGUGGCCCCAAGUGCCUGUCCAGCUGAGUUUCAGGAGGGGAACCCUGACCCCAACCCCUCUGUAUCCAGCCAAUAGGAGCCCAGCCACCAUGGCAGAAUUACAGGAGGUGCAGAUCACAGAGGAGAAGCCGCUGUUACCAGGACAGACACCAGAGGCAGCCAAGGAGGCUGAGUUAGCUGCCCGAAUCCUUCUGGACCAGGGACAGACUCACUCUGUGGAGACGCCUUACGGCUCUGUCACCUUUACAGUGUAUGGCACCCCCAAACCCAAACGCCCAGCGAUACUCACCUACCAUGAUGUGGGACUCAACUAUAAAUCUUGCUUCCAGCCGCUGUUUCAAUUCGGGGACAUGCAGGAAAUCAUUCAGAACUUCGUGCGGGUUCAUGUGGAUGCCCCUGGAAUGGAAGAAGGGGCCCCUGUGUUCCCUGUGGGGUACCAGUACCCGUCUCUGGACCAGCUUGCAGACAUGAUCCCCUGCAUCCUGCAGUACUUAAAUUUCUCUUCAGUCAUUGGCGUUGGUGUUGGAGCUGGAGCCUAUGUCCUGUCGCGAUUUGCUCUUACCCACCCGGACACAGUCGAAGGUCUUGUUCUCAUCAACAUUGACCCCAAUGCCAAGGGCUGGAUGGAUUGGGCAGCCCACAAGUUAACAGGCCUUACCUCUUCCAUUCCGGAGAUGAUCCUUGGCCAUCUUUUCAGCCAGGAAGAGCUGUCUGGAAAUUCUGAGUUGAUACAAAAAUACAGAAAUAUAAUUACGCAUGCACCCAACCUGGACAACAUUGAACUCUACUGGAACAGCUAUAACAACCGCCGAGACCUGAAUUUAGAGCGAGGUGGUGACGUCACCCUCAAGUGUCCUGUGAUGCUGGUGGUAGGAGACCAAGCACCCCAUGAAGAUGCAGUGGUGGAGUGUAACUCAAAACUGGACCCCACCCAGACCUCGUUCCUGAAGAUGGCUGACUCUGGAGGUCAGCCUCAGCUGACUCAGCCAGGCAAGCUGACUGAGGCCUUCAAGUACUUCCUGCAAGGCAUGGGCUACAUGGCCUCGUCCUGCAUGACUCGCUUGUCAAGGUCUCGCACAGCCUCUCUGACAAGUGCAGCAUCCAUGGAUGGCAACCGGUCUCGCUCCCGCACCCUGUCUCAGGGCAGCGAGUCUGGGACUCUCCCUUCAGGGACCCCAGGGCACACCAUGGAGGUCUCCUGUUGAGUGACCCAUGUCGCUCUGAUGUGGGACCCAGGCCUCACCUCCUGCAGCACUAACCUUGGAGGUGCAUAAGGGCUUUGGGUGACAGGAAGCAAGGAUAAAGGGCAGAUCACAUGAGAUGACCUUGAUCUUUUGAUUGCUACCCUAACCUUGACCUUUAACCUGUGAUUUCCCUACUCCUGGGAGAGAUGUCCUAAUAUCUCUUAGGGACCCAGACCCCUGAAUUAUCCCCUCUUCCGUUUUGGCAUUGUGGAGAAGGCAUGUACCCUCCCUCCCUGGUCCAGGUGUUGGUGGAUGAGGGAUAAGAGGCUGUUGUAGUUGUCAUGGUGCCUCCAGCAGACUCGCCCCGCUCAUCUCACACAUGUAAGGGCGGGGACUUAGGGCUGGAGCUCCUUUCACCAAAGCUGAUGCGGCUUCUCAUUAACCCUUCAGGCCCCCAGGGAAUGGCCUAAAUGAAUGUGUGUCUGUGUGUGUGUGUGUGUGUGUAAGAGAGAGAGAGUCUUGGGUUAGUGGUUGUCAGGAUGUAAUAGAAACAUCCUGUGUGUUAAACAGAAGUUGGAAUGGGAACUGGUGGGCCGUGAGUGAGUAUGGUGGAAGGACUGGAGCAGGGGCAGUGGGAAGAGGCCUGGGGCCAUUUGGCUGCACUAACUCUGGUAGCUGUCAGUGCGUCUAGAGUGGGGAGAGGGAGGGAGCCAACCGUGGCCCGGUCUGCCUGGGGCUUGGCAGUAGGGUGGGAAGGAUCACCCUGGGUGUCUGACCACAUGGUUACAUGUGGCAGGUGGCUUCCUGUCUCCCCCAUCUUCUGCUGUGACAAUAAACUGUAGAGGAAUCUGUGCACAUGA
This is a messenger RNA of Cavia porcellus (domestic guinea pig), 2201 nucleotides long. RefSeq names its product NDRG family member 2 (gene Ndrg2). Bases 55 to 1362 code for a protein of 435 amino acids. The transcript is spliced from 17 exons. Gene Ontology annotation, biological process: signal transduction. The record is from RefSeq and is a predicted model, not a curated record. Lineage: Eukaryota; Metazoa; Chordata; Mammalia; Rodentia; Caviidae. Gene Ontology annotation, cellular component: cytoplasm.